Messenger RNA from Phascolarctos cinereus (koala), 1923 nucleotides. It is a transcript of the gene TSPAN7, whose product is annotated as tetraspanin 7. NCBI's taxonomy places the organism in Eukaryota, Metazoa, Chordata, Mammalia, Diprotodontia, Phascolarctidae. The record is from RefSeq and is a predicted model, not a curated record. Gene Ontology annotation, cellular component: plasma membrane.
CGCUCCCACCCCCAUCCACCCACCUCCCCUCCUCCCGCCCGCCCAGCCGCUGCCCGAGCUUCUGUAGUAUGGCAUCGAGGAGAAUGGAGACCAAACCGGUGAUAACCUGUCUCAAAACCCUCCUCAUCAUCUACUCCUUCGUUUUCUGGAUUACUGGUGUCAUUCUUCUGGCAGUUGGAGUCUGGGGCAAGCUUACUUUGGGCACAUACAUUUCUCUUAUUGCAGAGAACUCCACCAAUGCCCCCUAUGUGCUCAUUGGGACUGGCACCACCAUUGUGGUUUUUGGCCUAUUUGGAUGCUUUGCCACAUGUCGUGGAAGCCCAUGGAUGUUAAAACUGUAUGCUAUGUUCUUGUCCCUGGUGUUCUUAGCUGAACUGGUGGCCGGCAUCUCAGGAUUUGUUUUUCGCCAUGAGAUCAAGGACACUUUCCUUAGGACAUACACUGAAGCCAUGCAGAAUUACAACGGGAAUGAUGAGAGAAGCCGUGCAGUGGAUGAUGUACAGGAGAGUCUGAGCUGCUGUGGUGUUCAGAACUAUACUAACUGGAGUACCAGCCCAUACUUUGUGGAACACGGGAUCCCUCCCAGCUGCUGCAUGAAUACCAGCGAUUGCAACCCCCAGGAUCUGCGCAACAUGACUGUGGCUGCCACUAAAGUCAAUCAAAAGGGUUGUUAUGAUCUGGUGACCAGUUUUAUGGAGACAAAUAUGGGCAUCAUAGCUGGCGUGGCUUUUGGAAUUGCGUUCUCCCAGUUGAUUGGUAUGCUGUUGGCCUGCUGUCUGUCCCGGUUUAUCACUGCCAAUCAAUAUGAGAUGGUGUAAUAAAAAGUCUUUCAGGGAUGUUGGGGAAAGAAGAAGCCUGUUAAAUUGGGAGCUGCAACAAUCUAGGAAGAGUUUCAAGGAAUGUUACAGCAUAUUACACACGCACACACACACACACACACACACACAAACAUACACACACCCACGCACGCACACACGCUCUUGUGUGCAUACAUGUACACCCAAACACCAACAGACACAAAGUCUCAGCUCCACUUGUCAAAUCGUACCAUGCCUAGAGUUCCAUUCUGUGAAGUACUGUUGUGCCACAGAGAGUAGCCCAAGUUGUUCUGCAUCUAGUACUGUACAACACUCCAUCUUCAAAGGCUCUGCAUAAGAUGGCGCUAUUGGUACGCCCCUGGCCAUACCUUAGCUGCAUUGUAACUUAAAGGUUAUCCAUUAACACCUUUGAUCAGACUCUGCAUGUAGUGGCUGGAGGGCAUCCUUAGCCUUUCACCAAGGUUAAUAAAUGUUGCACAUGUUCAUCUAAACAAGUAUAUGAAGUAUAUCUCUUCUUUGGGUUUAACCUUCUUUGGUUUUGUUUUAUUUACUGCUUUACUAAGGACUUUUCCUCCCCUUCCUCAAACUAUCCUGAUCCUAGAAAGAAAAACCAGUAAUUGACCAUGAAGAUAUUCAGAGGGAAAUUUUUGAAAAUGUAACACUCGAGGGAAAUUUUUUUUCUUGAUUUUUAGACUUCUUUGAUUAUUACUCUGUUGUAUGCCUACUAUGUAUAUAGACCAUUUAGUGAAUUUUUGCUUCUGACUUUGAACCUGUGUAGUACUAUUACAAGUCUGUGUUGUUGCUCACUAUAAAGGCAAUAAUGUCACCUCUUUUUUCACCUAAAGAUAAUAUAAACUAAUCCUGAUUGUGCUGUACUUUGACUUUUUUCUUUCUAUAAUUAUAUUUCUUUCAUGUAUUGAUGUUACAGUCAUCAAGAAUAUCAUCAAAUUGAUUAAAAAUGAGUAUAUGGGGAGGAGCAAAAAAUUCAAAACCUUUAAAAAAAUAGAAAUGUUUAAAUAAUGCCUUUGUCUAGCAUGCCAAGAAUGCAUUGAUAUUGUGAGCAUUUGUGAUACAUGUGUUAAUAAAUGGAGCCAUUAUGGAUUUA